Fusarium redolens is the source of this 819-nucleotide messenger RNA. RefSeq names its product Alpha/Beta hydrolase protein. The coding region runs from base 1 to 819 and encodes 272 amino acids. The transcript has a single exon. NCBI's taxonomy places the organism in Eukaryota, Fungi, Ascomycota, Sordariomycetes, Hypocreales, Nectriaceae. The record is from RefSeq and is a predicted model, not a curated record.
AUGCCCGAGCUCACCGUUCCCGGCGCCGUUCUCCACUACGAGACAUUCGGCUCGGACGGUCCCCUUCUCCUCUUUAUACCCGGUGCCGACGGCCGGGGCAGCGUCUUCCACCCCUCUGCCCAAUUUCUCGCCGCCUGCUUCACUGUUGUGUGCUGGGACCGUCGCGGAUAUUCACAAAGCUUUCUCGUCGGUCAGCAAGACUUCCAACACCGCCUGCAGACCGACGCCGACGAUGCCCAGCGACUGAUCGUGCACCUUUCUCGCAACGGGACCGCCAUUGUCUUCGGAACUUCGUCCGGCGCCGUCGUUGCCCAACAGCUGCUGGCCAGUCAUCCCAAGUGUGUGGCAACGCUCAUUGCACACGAGCCCCCCGCCUUCUCCGUUCUUCCCGAGCAGUUCCAGCUGCAGGCCCACGGACUCAUCAACCACGUCUAUAGCAUAUUUAGAGCUCAUGGUCCCGAUGCAGCCAUGGAGGCCUUCACUUCGGGUCUAUCCGAGGGCCCUGAUUCGAAUAUGAUGCGUUACUGCAUGGAUGCAAAACGCGGCGACGAGAUCCGCGCAAAUUGCCUCUUUUGGUUUGAAUUUGAGCUGAGACAGUACACCGGCGCCCAAGUUGAUGUUGAAGCCCUUAUCAAAGCGAAAGAGAAAUUGAUUCUCGUCGCGGGAGAGGAUAGUGGCGAUGGGCCAGGUGUCGGUCCAAUCAAGGCCAUCGCCGGACAGACAGGCAAGGAAGUUCUGAGGGUUCCUGGCGGCCAUCUAGGCUAUAUGAUUGUUCCCGAAGUGUUUGCGAGGAAACUAUUGGAGUUGCUUGGCCUGUAG